Molecule: messenger RNA, 1012 nt
Organism: Glycine soja
Lineage: Eukaryota; Viridiplantae; Streptophyta; Magnoliopsida; Fabales; Fabaceae
Product: cytochrome P450 76AD1-like
Exons: 1
Coding region: 4-867 (287 amino acids)
Molecular function (GO): monooxygenase activity; iron ion binding; heme binding
Source: RefSeq, a predicted model, not a curated record
GCUAUGGACUACCUCACAACACUUCUGCUACUGAUUAGCAUAGUGAGUGCAAGCAUUAUUCGCAUAUUGAUUCGUAGAUUUGAAUCUGUAAGGCUUCCACCAGGGCCACGUCCAUUUCCUAUCAUAGGAAACAUCUUAGAACUUGGCAUAAAUCCACACAAAUCACUCACCAAAUUGUCCAAGAUUUAUGGACCUCUUAUGACUUUGAAACUUGGUAGCAUUACCACCAUAGUCAUUUCCUCCCCUCAAGUAGCUAAACAAGUAUUGCAUAAAAAUGGCCAUGUCUUUUCUAGUAGAACAAUCCCACAUUCAGUGCAAGCACUUGACCAUCAUAGAUUUUCUAUUGUGUGGUUGCCCCCAUCACCCAAAUGGAGGAACCUUAGAAGAGUUUGUGCUACAAAAGUAUUCUCUCCACAACUUCUUGACUCCACUCAAAUCCUUCGCCAACAAAAGGUUCAUGAUUUAUUGGAUUUUGUGAAAGAAAGAUGCAAGAAAGGUGAGGUUAUUGGAUUUUGUGAAAGAAAGAUGCAAAAAAUCUUGGUCAAUGUGUGGGCCAUAGGAAGAGAUCCAACCAUUUGGGAGAAUCCAGAAAUGUUUAUGCCUGAAAGAUUUUUGGAGUGUGAGAUUGAUUUUAAAGGUCAUGACUUUGAACUCAUUCCUUUUGGGACAGGCAAAAGGAUAUGUCCUGGAUUGCCAUUAGCUCAUAGGUCAAUGCAUUUAGUGGUGGCAUCCCUUGUGCAUAACUUUGAAUGGAAGCUAGCUGACGGGUUAGUGCCAGAAAACAUGAACAUGGAGGAGCAAUAUGGAAUAAGCAUAAAGAGGGUCCAAUCCCUUCUAGUUGAAGCCAUUUCAAUCAAGCACGAUUAGUUAUAUAUUAGAGCAAUGCUCCUGAAUUUGCAAGGAUAUGUAUAUAUAUAUACAUACUAGUAUGUAACCCGUGCAUACGUAUGGAUCGUGUAUGGAUCGUUUGGUUUUUUAUCCCGUAAGUAUUGUAAUUUUCUAUUGCAUUGUA